AGGACUAGACGUUGAGGAGGCUGAGACCCGAGCCAGGCCCUACGGACCUCGCCGGCGGGGCUGGGCCCGUGCCAGAGAAGAGACCCAGCUCCAUCUGAACAGGGACUAUGAGAAAAUGGUCGGGCAAACGAGGAGUAAGCUCAAAGCAGCGGCUUCAGAGCCGGUGCAGUCCUCGCGCUCCGUGCAGUCCAGGCGGCGGCGCCGGGCCGCCGGAGCCGGGGAGCCGGAGGUGGAGGAGUUACAGGCGGAGGCGGAAAAGUGGCAGCCGCCUUUGCCGGUAGGCGGGGGGAACCUGCCGGGGGGCUCCCGGGGUUACUCGCCGCGGAGGACCCGAAACCUGAAGGCGCAGAAUUGCAUGCAAAUGGACAUGGUCACAAGGACCCUUCUUCUCAGCCGCUUCCGGUUCGCCAGCUGUUUGCUGGAGCAGCUCCGAAAUAAGGUGCAGCAGCUUCGGAGACGUCAGGUCAACAGCAGGACCUCCUUCGGCAUCGCCGCCUUUGUGGGAGUUUUGCACUGGAUGCAUUUAGUAACUCUUUUUGAAAAUGAUCGUCACUUUUCUCACCUCUCAUCUUUAGAACGGGAGAUGACUUUUCGAACUGAAAUGGGACUUUAUUAUUCCUACUUCAAGACCAUUAUUGAAGCACCUUCAUUUUUGGAAGGACUGUGGAUGAUUAUGAAUGAUAGGCUCACUGAAUAUCCCCUUGUAAUUAAUACAGUGAAACGCUUCCAUCUUUAUCCAGAGGUGGUUAUAGCCUUCUGGUAUCGCACGUUUGUGGGAAUACUGAGUCUAUUUGGGCUCGAAGCCAAGACCUGCUGGAAUGUUACCAGACUGGAACCUCUGAAUGACGUUCAGAGCUGCGAAGGAUUGGGAGACCCUGCUUGCUUUUAUGUUGCUGUAAUUUUUAUUUUAAAUGGAGUAAUGAUGGGAUUGUUCUUCAUAUAUGGUGCAUACCUGAGUGGGACUCAACUUGGAGGUCUAAUUACAGUAUUAUGCUACUUUUUCAACCAUGGAGAGGCUACCCGUGUGAUGUGGACACCGCCUCUCCGGGAAAGCUUCUCCUAUCCAUUUCUUGUACUUCAGAUGUGCAUUUUAACUUUGAUUCUCAGGACCUUGAAAAACAGUAGAACGCAUUUUAUCGCACUCUGUCUUUCCAGUGUUGCUUUUCUGCUUACCUGGCAGUUUGCUCAGUUUAUACUUUUCACACAGAUAGCUUCAUUAUUUCCCAUGUAUAUUGUGGGGUACAUUGAGCCAAACAAAUUUCAGAAGAUCAUUUAUAUGAACAUGAUUUCAGUGCUCCUUUGUUUUGUGUUGAUGUUUGGAAAUCCAAUGUAUUUAUCUUCUUAUUAUUCAUCAUCUUUGUUAAUGACAUUGGUGAUAAUUCUAAAAAGAAAUCACAUCCAAAGAUUGGGAGUGUCUGAACUCAACUUUUGGCUGAUUCAAGGCUUUGCCUGGUUGUGUGGAACAAUUAUUUUGAAAUUCCUGACAUCUAAAAUCUUAGGUGUUUCAGAUCAUAUUCGCCUGAGUGACCUUAUAGCAGCCAGAAUCUUAAGAUAUACAGAUUUUGAUACCUUGAUUUACACAUGUGCUCCUGAAUUUGACUUCAUGGAAAAAGCGACUCCAUUGAGAUACACAAAGACAUUACUGCUUCCAGUUGUUAUGAUGAUUACUUAUUCUAUCUUUAAAAAGGCUACUCGUGAUAUUUUAUGUGUCUUAUCUGCAAACACUUAUCAAAGAAAACAGCUCCUUGAACAUGGUGAGCUGAUUUUUCACACAUUGCAGCUGUUAGCAUUCACUGUCCUCGCCAUUUUAAUUAUGAGGCUGAAGUUGUUUCUAACACCUCACAUGUGUGUUAUGGCUUCCUUGAUAUGUUCUCGACGGCUCUUUGGCUGGGUUUUUUGCAGAGUUCGCUUUGAGAAUGUUAUCUUUGGCAUUCUAGCAGUGAUGUCACUACAAGGUUGUAUAAACCUCCAUAAUCAAUGGAGCAUAAUAGGAGAAUUUAAUAAUUUGCCUCAGGAAGAACUGAUACAAUGGAUCAAAUACAAUACUAGACCAGAUGCUGUUUUCGCAGGUGCCAUGCCUACAAUGGCCAGUGUUAAGCUGUCUACCCUUCACCCCAUUGUGAAUCACCCACAUUAUGAGGAUGCAGACUUGAGGGCCCGGACAAAAAUAGUUUAUUCUGCAUAUAGUCGAAAAUCUGCAAAAGAAGUAAGAGAUAAGCUGUUACAGUUACACGUGAAUUAUUACGUCUUAGAAGAGGCAUGGUGUGUUGUGAGAACUAAGCCUGGUUGCAGUAUGCUGGAAAUUUGGGAUGUGGAAGACCCUUCCAAUACCGCCAAUCUGCCCUUAUGCAGCAUCCUGCUCAAGGAUCCGAGGCCCUACUUCUCCACAGUAUUUCAGAAUAGUAUGUACCGAGUACUAAAGGUUAACUGAGAACAGACUACCCAUCACACUGUGAUGCAGAGAGGAAGUUGAUGUUUUAUAAAUCUUCUCCUCCAGUAUAAAACCUACGGAACAAUAAUGCUUUGGCAGUGGGAAAUAGUCAUCCUGAAGAUAUUGCCAAAGACAAAGACUGUCUCUGCUUGAUACUUAGCAAAUGUACCACAUCUGUAGUAUUUUAAUAUCUAUCUACUUGAAUCAUCUCAGAGUCUUUGUAAUUCCCUUGUGUUCUUGGCCCUCUACAUUUGAGAUAACAAAUCACUUAAUUCUAUAGAUUAGUUUGUAUAUGGUAGGUAGAUUAUAUUCAUGAAAACCAAUAAAAUUAUUUUUCAACUUUUA
This is a messenger RNA of Suricata suricatta (meerkat), 2776 nucleotides long. RefSeq names its product dpy-19 like 2 (gene DPY19L2). NCBI's taxonomy places the organism in Eukaryota, Metazoa, Chordata, Mammalia, Carnivora, Herpestidae. Gene Ontology annotation, molecular function: mannosyltransferase activity. The transcript is spliced from 23 exons. The record is from RefSeq and is a predicted model, not a curated record. Bases 116 to 2431 code for a protein of 771 amino acids. Gene Ontology annotation, cellular component: nuclear inner membrane. Gene Ontology annotation, biological process: spermatid development.